Messenger RNA from Linderina pennispora, 834 nucleotides. RefSeq lists its product as uncharacterized. The coding region runs from base 1 to 834 and encodes 277 amino acids. The record is from RefSeq and is a predicted model, not a curated record. Gene Ontology annotation, cellular component: membrane. The transcript has a single exon. Lineage: Eukaryota; Fungi; Kickxellomycota; Kickxellomycetes; Kickxellales; Kickxellaceae.
AUGACGUGGGUACAGCAGCGCGGAGAGCGCAACUUUUCGACAGUCGACCGGCUCUGGGCGCUGAUGCCAACCAUCUACGGGAUUCUGUGGACUCACGAGCACUACCUUUCGGACGGCUACCUGCAGGUUUCCAGCAAGGCGGUAUUUGUGCAGACUGUAGUUUUCGUGUGGACUGUGCAUCAUACACGCAACUUCUGGCGGCGCGGUGGGUUCUCGGUGGGCUUUGAGGACCACCGGUGGGCGCAUGUGCGCGGACAGCUCCACAAAACCCUGGGCUGUCUGUAUGCAGUUGGAUGGGAGGUAUUCAACUUUGUGUUUAUUGCUCUGUGUCAGCACGCGCUCUUGUAUGGAAUUGCGUUGCCACUUCGGCUCCUGCAGGACAGCGAAGUGGAGAAAGAGUGGUCGAUGGCGGAGUAUGGGCUGGCGGGAGUUAUGUGCUUGGCACUGGUGGUGGAGAUUGCUGCAGACGGGCAGCAGUAUGCCUUCCAGCAGAGGAAGCUCAGUGGUGCGAACAGCGCAGAGGUGCGGGCCGGGUUUGUGCACUCAGGACUGUACAAGUAUGCGCGGCACCCGAAUGUGUUCUGCGAGCAGAUACUGUGGGUAGCACUGGCAGCAUUUGCGCUGGCAGCGACUGGGGCACCCGUGAGUGGAUUGUACUGCGGCGGGGCGUGUGGGCUGAUAGGGCUGACACUGAUGUCGGUACGCUUGACAGAGGCAAUCAGCGCCAGCAAGUACCCGUUGUACCGAGCGUACCAGCUGAAGACCAGCAGCCUGGUGCCAUGCAUGCCCAGAUCCAACGAGAGUGUGAUCCAAAGCGCAGCCAGGCGACAGUAA